Molecule: messenger RNA, 3062 nt
Organism: Gamsiella multidivaricata
Lineage: Eukaryota; Fungi; Mortierellomycota; Mortierellomycetes; Mortierellales; Mortierellaceae
Exons: 3
Coding region: 178-2943 (921 amino acids)
Biological process (GO): proteolysis
Molecular function (GO): metalloexopeptidase activity
Source: RefSeq, a predicted model, not a curated record
UUUUUCUUUUGCUGCCCUCGAUAUACCGAUGCCCAUCCCCCUUCCUCUUCUCCUAAUUCCUUCCUCCUACGCCCAUUCCCUCUUCCUUCUUACCCCUCCCCCGUUCCCUCGCUCCUCCUUCUCUUCCUUCCUUCGUCCUCUCAUCCCCGGUAUCUCCUACGUCCGCUUUCAGGUGCAAUGGCCACUCUUCAAGCGCUAAAGCAGCGCCAUCUCAGGACCCUAUCGGACGACUUGGAUCUAUCAGAAACAGACUCCAAUGCCUUGUUUCGUGACAGCAAACGUAUCCAUUCACCGACCAAGGUCCACUCGUCCUUCUCCCCCAUCAAGACCGUCCUCCGUGCCUGGGGUCUCUUUGUCGGCUUCAUGGCCCUCCUGGUCCUCAUCACCUACCAGAUUCAUUACACACUCCCCACCCCCGUCCACGAGCCCUCGAACCCAGUCACCGGUCAGGUCCAGUUUUCAGAGGCCAAUGUCCGCAAGGUUGUGAGACAUCUCUCUGAGGAUAUCGGGUACCGUGUCGUCGGAACCGAGCAGGAGUUAGAGACCAAGAAGUAUUUGAUCAAAGAACUGAUGCAGCUCAAGGAUGAUGCUCGCAUCGCACGGUUGAGGAAGCAAGACGAGGCUGCAGUAGCAGCAGCAGCAGCAGGAACAGCAAAAGAGCGCCAAACGGACUUGGCAUGGCCAAACUUUGACAUGUGGGUCCAGGUUGGAGACGGAUCUCAUCGAUUUGACUUCAUGUCGAAAGUGGUUAUGAAGAUGUAUACCAACAUGACCAACAUCAUCGUUCGUCUCUCUUGUGGACCAGAGUGCGAUCAAAACUCGGUUCUUCUCAACUCGCACUACGACACCACCUUGGGAUCGCCCGGAGCCGUCGAUGAUGCCCUUGGAGUCGGUGUUAUGAUGGAGAUUAUCCGCGUCAUGUCGCAGCGACCUGCUGCCACGAAGAACAGCAUUGUUUUCUUGUUCAACGGGGGCGAAGAGUCCCUCCAGGAUGCCUCCCACUCCUUCAUCACUGCUCAUGAGCUCAAGGAUCAAGUGAGGGCUGUUGUCAACUUGGAAGCCUGCGGAACUACUGGUCCCGAAAUUCUCUUCCAGGCAAACUCUCGCGCCAUGAUCGAUGCAUACGGAACCGUCCCUUACCCUCAUGGCACUGUUCUUGCCAACGACCUCUUUGCCACUGGUCUGAUUCUCUCCGACACCGAUUUCCGUCAAUUUGUCGACCACGGCAACUUGACCGGUCUGGACAUGGCCGUGUACAAGAACAGCUAUCUGUACCACACUCACCUGGACCUGGACUCGUAUAUGGAAGCUGGUUUGCCUCAGCACAUGGGUGAGAACACCCUGGCCCUGGCGACCUAUUUGACCGAGAAGGCAGACCUUGUUGGCCUGGAGCCUACGACCAGCAUUGUCUUUUUCGAUGUCUUUGGCCAGUUCUUUGUCUCGUACUCUUGGUCAACUGCCUUGCGAAUGCACCUGGUCGUCGGCGGAUUCGCCCUGUUGUCCAUGGUGACUGGUGCCUCGCGUCCAUCUUUCCGUGCAACUGUCUCAAUCUUUAUCUCGUUCCUGGCUGCCCUGGUCCUACCCAACUUCUCUGUCAUCCUCUUGCAGUCCUUGGGCAAGCCCAUGCAGUGGUUCUCGCACGAGUGGCUAUCGUGUCUCCUCUUUGGCCCCACAGCUCUCGCGGGCAUGUUCCUCGUCCAGUACUUAUUCCAUGACAAGAAGGCCAGCACUGGUGCCAACGAGCUCAGCACACUCUCUGCCGUCCAAGCAUUUUACACCAUCUGUCUGGGUCUCGCCUCGUAUACGGGCUUCGCCAGCAGCUACGUCUUUGCGCUCUACUCGUUCAGCUCAACGAUCAGUCUGUUUUUCAACCAGCGACGCGUUUCGGAGGCAAAGAAAGAUGGACUCGAGGCUACCCGUGUUGACUAUGCCGCCUACUUUGUGGGGGCACUGAUGCCGACCGCAUACUUUUCAUUCGUGUGCUUCAGUUUGCUGGAUAUCUUUAUUCCUUUAACCGGCCGCAUUGGCGUGGAUGCCCCUGUGGAUCACAUUGUCGCGGUCUUGACAGGAUUCAUCACUUUUGUGUUCUGUCCUCCGGUCCUCGCGUUCGCGCACCGAUUCGGCGCCACUAUGCUCAAGAAGAUGGUGAUAUUCUUGCUGGUGGCCCACGUCGCCAUCCUGUUCACCACUUCGGUCUUUAUCUCACCCUACAACGAACUCCAUCCGAAGCGUGUGUUUGCACAGCACCUUCGUAACUUGACCUCAGGCGAGUCUAUGAUGUACAUUGCGCAUGCGGAUCCCGGUCCGUUCUACGACUCCUAUGUCUCGGAUCUUGAAGAGUUGUUCUCGACAAAGUCCGUCUUCCGCAGCCCCGGCAACAAUCCCGGUGACUGGAAUGCGAUCUAUCCCUUCAACCAGUUCUUGGAGUCCUAUGUGAUCGAUACUACGCCCUACAUCAAAUCCCAGACUCUGAACCAGACGAUCGCUAAUUCGAUCAGGCCAUUGACGGACUAUAUACAUCAGUCGCCGCGCUUGGUUGCAGAGAAGGUCUCGUACAACUCUGAGACGGGCUAUCGUCAACUGACGGUGCUGUGCACGCAUCCAGGCCAUAUCUGGACCGUGGCUAGCUUUGACGCACAUCUGGUUUCAUGGUCACUCUCGUCCUCGGAGCCGUUUCCUCGCCCGUCGCACUAUGUGAUCCGCCAUGUCGGCGGACACAUCAGUGACGGAUGGAGAUUGGACCUGGAAUACAAGGCAGCGAGUAUCGACGACAAGCUGACGAUUGAAUUGACGGCCAUGGAAACUGAGGGCUUUGGCAGGGACGAGGAGAGGGAGUUGGUUGGAAGCGGGGACAUUGGAGUGAUGCGCAAAAUCCUGGCGAACCGGCCUCCGUGGGUAGCCUUGACGUACUUUGGCACGACGGUCAGUCGAUUCCAACUGUGAACAAUCAAAAUUGUUUUUUUAUCCAUAGACUUGGACGUUUUGAGCGCGUCCUUUUUUCUAUCAUCCACUUGUAUAUCUAUCAUUCAUCCAAUGCAAUAAAAAGAGUUGGUUUACUCUUU